Molecule: messenger RNA, 1755 nt
Organism: Sapajus apella (tufted capuchin)
Lineage: Eukaryota; Metazoa; Chordata; Mammalia; Primates; Cebidae
Gene: LDHD
Product: lactate dehydrogenase D
Exons: 12
Coding region: 80-1534 (484 amino acids)
Biological process (GO): lactate catabolic process
Cellular component (GO): mitochondrion
Molecular function (GO): D-lactate dehydrogenase (NAD+) activity; FAD binding; D-lactate dehydrogenase (cytochrome) activity
Source: RefSeq, a predicted model, not a curated record
GCUGCCGCCACAGUGGCUGACUGGUUGGUCACCCUGCCCACCCGACCCAGUGCUCACACCCUCUGACUGGUGACUGGCUAUGGCCCAAUUGCUCAGGGCUUCGACCUGGGGGCUGUUCCCCUGGAGGAGCUACUGCUCCCAGAAGGCAAAGGGUGAGCUCUGCAGGGACUUCGUGGAGGCUCUGAAAGCCGUGGUGGGAGGCUCCCACGUGUCCACUGCCACUGCGGUCCGAGAGCUGCACGGGCGCGAUGAGUCAGUGCACAGGUGCCAACCUCCGGAUGCUGUAGUGUGGCCCCAGAACGUGGAGCAGGUCAGCCGAGUGGCAGCCCUGUGCUACAGCCAAGGUGUGCCCAUCAUCCCAUUCGGCACCGGCACCGGGCUGGAGGGUGGCGUCUGCGCUGUGCAGGGCGGCGUCUGCGUUAACCUGAUGCAGAUGGACCAGAUCCUGGAGCUGAACCUGGAGGACUUCUCUGUGGUGGUGGAGCCCGGCGUCACCCGCAAAGCCCUUAACACCCACCUGCGGGACAGCGGCCUCUGGUUUCCCGUGGACCCAGGCGCCGACGCCUCUCUCUGCGGCAUGGCGGCCACCGCGGCUUCGGGCACCAACGCGGUCCGCUACGGCACCAUGCGGGAAAACGUGCUCAACCUGGAGGUGGUGCUGCCGGACGGGCGGCUGCUGCACACGGCGGGCCCAGGCCGGCACUUCCGGAAGAGUGCAGCCGGCUACAAUCUCACGGGGCUCUUCGUGGGUUCGGAGGGGACGCUGGGCCUCAUCACAGCCACCACCCUGCGCCUGCACCCUGCCCCUGAGGCCACGGUGGCUGCCACGUGUGCGUUCCCCAGUGUCCAGGCUGCUGUGGACAGCACUGUACACAUCCUCCAGGCGGCAGUGCCCGUGGCCCGCAUUGAGUUCCUGGAUGAAGUCAUGAUGGAUGCCUGCAACAGGUACAGCAAGCUGAAUUGCUCAGUGGCGCCCACACUCUUCCUGGAGUUCCAUGGCUCCCAGCAGGCACUGGAGGAGCAGCUGCAGCGCACAGAGGAGAUAGUCCAGCAGAACGGAGCCUCUGACUUCUCCUGGGCCAAGGAGGCCGAGGAGCGGAGCCAGCUUUGGGCAGCACGGCAUAAUGCCUGGUAUGCAGCCCUGGCCCUGCGGCCAGGCUGCAAGGGCUACUCCACGGACGUGUGUGUGCCCAUCUCCCGGCUGCCGGAGAUCGUGGUGCAGACCAAGGAGGAUCUGAAUGCCUCGGGACUCAAAGGAAGCAUUGUUGGACAUGUGGGUGACGGCAACUUCCACUGCAUCCUGCUGGUUAACCCUGAUGACGCCGAGGAACUGGGCAGGGUCAAGGCUUUUGCAGAACAGCUGGGCAGGCGGGCACUGGCCCUCCAUGGAACGUGCACGGGAGAGCAUGGCAUCGGGCUGGGCAAGCGACAGCUGCUACAGGAGGAGGUGGGCGCCGUGGGUGUGGAGACUAUGCGGCAGCUCAAGGCAGUGCUGGAUCCCCGAGGCCUCAUGAACCCGGGCAAAGUGCUGUGAGCAGCUCUGAGCACUUAGCCCAUGGGUUCCCAGACUACGGAGCCUCUGUUCUGGGACUUUUCUUCAUGCUACAGCCCCUGCUAGGGAUAGACAGUAGCUGAUGCUGUCAUCCUGCCAGCGAGCCCAGAGAAGCCUGGGCACCGGGUUAAUCCCCAGACUUCUGGCUGGCCCCAGGAGCCCUUGGCUCAGUAAAUGACCCAGGGUGGUUCCCGGCAAAGCUG